CCCCACACCUGGGCCUGGCGGGCCGUGAGCGUGGGCAGGGGCAAAUCCUGCAAUCCUGCUGGGGAUGUGGGGUGAGUAACGCCUCAAACACCCCCAAUUCCACAGGAAUUUGUUUGUGUCUGCAGGGUUUUUCCCAGGACCCUCGAUCAGAGCCAGGACCUCGAGCAGCCAUGACACCCCCCAGGACCCAGCCGUGGCUCGUCCCCUCGUGCCCCAAGCUGGACAUGUGCAUCCCCUUCCUGGGCAAGUACCACCGGCCGGUUUCGGGGCGCUCCUGCCAGACCUGCACGCCCAGGAGCUGGGAUGGAUUCUACCCCGAGGAGCUGGCCCCUCUGGGGUUCCGCGACGCCAGCCGCCUGACGGAGGCGGACACGCGGUUCCGGGGCUGGCUGGUCCGGAGGAUCUGUGGCUUCCUGGCCGCCUGGGAGUGGGAAAUUCCAGCAGAGAGCCCCGGGGAGCUCCUGCAGCGGAUCUGCAGCAGCCGGAGGGUGCGGGAUGCUGCCUCCAGCCCGGAGCCUGGCCCCCGAGGGGAUGAGGGAUCCCAGCAGUGCCGCAAGGAGGAGAUCUGCCAGAUCCUGGGGGAAAUCCAGGCCCCACUGUCCCCCCUGCUGCUGAGGCUGUGCCACUGGCUGCUCCCCAAGCUCCUGACCCGAGUGUUCCUGAGCGUGCAGGUGCACCGGGCGCAGCUGGAGAUGGUGCUGCGAGCUGCCAGGACGCCCGAGGUGCCGCUGGUGUUCCUGUGCAGCCACCAGUCCCCGCUGGACGGGCCCCUGCUCUCCUUCCUGCUGCUGUCCCAGGGCGUGGGGCUGCCCAGGGUGGCCGUGAGCACCAGGACCAGCCCUCGCCUGAGGUCCCUGCUCCAGCGCCUGGGAGGGAUUUUCUUGCCUUCGGGCUUGGCCCCGCCGUGCAGUGAGCGGGACGAGGGGCUCCCCGGGGCCGUGCUGGACGCGUACGUGCAGGAGGUGAUGCGGAGCCGCCGGCCCCUGGUGCUGUUCCUGGAGGAGCCGUCGGGGUUCGCGCGGCUGGCGGAGCCCGCGCGGCGCUGGCUGCUGCGGCUGCUGCGGGCGCUGCGCGACGGCGCCGUGCCCGACGCGCUGCUGGUGCCCGUGGGCAUCGCCUACGACCUGGCCCCGGGCGGGCUGCGGCGGCGUGCAGCGCCCCCGGAGCCCCUGGGGCUGGGCUCGUGUCUGCGGGCAGCGUUCCAGGCCCUGUGCUGCCGGCACCAUGGCUUCGCCCGCGUGGACUUCUCUCAGCCCUUCUCCCUGCGGGAGUUUGUGGACAACAACCUGGUGGGGCCCAUGCUCAGAGGGAGUCCCCCGGAGCAGCUGCUGCUUCCCACCAUCCUGGGCAGGGGCCCGCUGGAUGUGGGGAGCGUGGGGAAUUCGGGCCCCACUUCGGGGACAGAAGAGGAGAUUUUGGUGACAGCACUGGGGCUGCAUGUGCUGAGCGAUUGCAGGGCCUGCUCUGCCGUCACAGCCGUGGGAAUCACCGCAGCGCUGCUGCUGCACCGCUACCAGGAGGUGGUGCUGCUGCCCCAGCUCAUGUGGGAUUUCUCCAAGCUGCUGGAGCAGCUGCUGCUGCGGGGCCGGGCCGUGAGCUGCUCGGGGCGGCUGCGGGUGCUGCUGCUGCACAGCCUGCGCCUGCUGCCGCCCCUGCAGCGCCUGCAGCCCCCCCUGCGCCUGCUGCAGCCCCCGCGCGCCUCGGCCCGGGCACGGCUGGGACAGCUGGCAGGGGGGGUCCGGCACCAGCUGGCCGGGGAGGCCGUGGGCGCCUGUGCCAUCCGUGCCCUGGUGCUGGAGAUGCUGCCUGUGCUGGGGCCGCCCUCCAGCCUCACCAAGAUCGUGCUGAGCCGGGACGAGCUGCUCCACAAGAUCCUGGAGCUGCUGCAGCUGCUGCCCCCCACCCUGCUGGGGCUCCAGCCCUGCCGGCCUCCUGACUGCCACAGCCUGGACGUCCUGGACAAGCUCAUCCUCGGGGGGCUGCUGGAGGAGGAGGUGGCCGAGGAGGAGCGCUGGGGCUGCGAUGUGGCCCCGCGGCGCCUCGGGCAGGGACAGUCCCUGGGCUUCUUCACGGAUGACAGCGACAGUGACGGCGAGCUCGAGCUCGGCGUGCCCAAGCAGUGCUACAAGCUCCGAGGGCCCCAGGGCUUCCCCGGCUUCCUCCUCUUCCUCUGCCGCCUGCUGAGCCCCGUGCUGCAGACCUACGGCCGCGCCGUGCAGUUCCUGCAGAGACCCCCCUGGCCCCAGCCCGAGCAGGACUACGUGGAGGCGCUGCUGGAAUUCCUGGCCGAGGAUGAGGAUGGGUAUCCCGACAGGAGCCUGGCCCUGAGCUCCCUGCAGAGUUUCAAGGACAUGGGGGUGCUGGAGGAGCUGCAGACCCCCACGGGACCCGCCCUGCAGCUCUCCCAGCCUUUCCAGUCUGCUUCCAGCCGGGAGAAGCUGGCAGCCUUCAUCCAGCAGUUCACGCAGCUGUAGCCCCCCGACCCCCCAGACCCAUAAACGCAGAG
This is a messenger RNA of Melospiza melodia melodia, 2506 nucleotides long. RefSeq names its product glycerol-3-phosphate acyltransferase 2, mitochondrial-like. Gene Ontology annotation, molecular function: glycerol-3-phosphate O-acyltransferase activity. The coding region runs from base 171 to 2474 and encodes 767 amino acids. NCBI's taxonomy places the organism in Eukaryota, Metazoa, Chordata, Aves, Passeriformes, Passerellidae. Gene Ontology annotation, cellular component: mitochondrial membrane. Gene Ontology annotation, biological process: glycerol-3-phosphate metabolic process; piRNA processing; triglyceride biosynthetic process. The transcript is spliced from 21 exons. The record is from RefSeq and is a predicted model, not a curated record.